GGGUUGCGAACCAACGUCAUACGUGCACCGCCACCUACUGAUCUGGAGUGUAAAGUGUUCGCCUGCUGAAUUACAGUCUAAUGCGCCCUCUAGUGUUCACCAGCUGACUGACAGCAAAGAAGAAAAGAAAGUUCAUGUUACAUGAAGCUCGUACAGCAGGUGGCAGUGUGUCUGUAAUCCGCCAUUAACACGAAGAAGAGAAGGCGACUCUAGCAUUAAUGUAUUUUAAGUGAUCCAAUCUUACACAACAUAAGUUUUACAGAAGCACUAUAUCGCUUCAUUCCGAGUUAAAGUGUUAGUUAUGGUAGCGAAUUCUCCUUCUCCUCUACCAGAGAGAGCCAUCUAUGGCUUCGUGCUUUUUCUGGCAUCUCACUUUGGAUUCUUGUUAUAUUUAGUGUGGGCUUUUGUACCCGAGGUUUGGCUUCAUUCUGUUGGAUUGACUUACUGGCCUCAGAAAUAUUGGGCUUUGGCCACUCCCAUAUACCUGCUGGUUACUAUAGUAACAUGUUAUGUGAUGCUAUUUGGUGUGAAUUUGAUGAACACGGCUGCGCUGGAAUCAGUAGAUAACAUCACAGACCACUAUGCUGACAGCCAGCGAGUCGAGGAGCAUCAAGAUGAAGCGAUUCCCCGACUCCGAGAUCUCUCUAUCAGUGAAUUAAACCAUGUGUUUUACCUCCAUCAUCACGAGGGUGAUCGCGUUGUUUGAUUGUGUCUGGUGUUUCUCAUCUGGCCAGUUUGCGAUGUUGCAUUCUGUGGUGGCUGCUGAAGAUGUGUGGCGUUUGCUCAGGGUUUAGAAGAUCGCAUCCAUCAGCUUCCCUCUGACAUUUGACUUUCAGAUGAACCCUAGCAUUGGAUCAGGAGCACCCGAGCCACUGAAAGAGCCGCUGUACAUGACUGAGUAAAUCAGUAAAGCACUAGUGAAUCUUUAUUGCAUCAUUAACUUGUCAUACUGUAUCUGUAUGUUUACCAUUGACGUGGCAAAGACCUAGAAGCUCUUACGCUUCUGAAAGAUUUAAGGACUGUUUGGUGUUUGGGUUGUGAAUACUGCUGUGAUUUUAAAGUAUCUAAAAUGUCAAAACAUGCGCCUAAUACAUAGAGACAUACUUGAGUUUUGCACAUCCAAAAUUCUUCAUGACACAGGUUCAGAUUUUUUUUGGUUGUUUUCGGCCGGGUCAGACUGUGACCUCGGUGACCUUAGGCUAGAAGUGAAACGGUCAUCUCGCUAUCUGCUCAUCUUUCACAGUCGCUCUUCAAUCCGUCUGCAGUAUCUUACCUGCUCCUGCUUGCCCGCUCCGCCCCGUGUCUCUACCUGUAGACAGGUGAAGGGGCAGAUAUCGCCAGCCCUAGAUAACCCUCAUGAGUAAACAGGUUACUGGUGUUGGGUGGCCAGUCACCAUUUAACCUCUGACCUCGUGACCGUGUCUCGACCUCCUAGUGUGUCCUGUGUUUGUGAGCGGGUUGGUGGACGGCUGGCUGGCUUGUUGAUAAUAGUGCCACUGUUUUUUUAUUUUAGUAAUGUUAGAUGUUCUACUAGAUUACAUUUGUGCAUUUAGCAGACGCUUUGAACCCCAUGAUGACCUUUAGCACAAUGCCUUAUAGCAAUACAGGAGUCUAAAAAUGCAUCUAAAAAUUAGAUUUUAUUAGUAGGGUUUUAAAAUGAGAGAUGUUUAUGUGCUGUAUUAAUCAAUAAACACUGGUCAAUACAAA
Messenger RNA from Paramisgurnus dabryanus, 1707 nucleotides. RefSeq names its product phosphatidylinositol glycan anchor biosynthesis, class P (gene pigp). NCBI's taxonomy places the organism in Eukaryota, Metazoa, Chordata, Actinopteri, Cypriniformes, Cobitidae. Gene Ontology annotation, cellular component: endoplasmic reticulum. The record is from RefSeq and is a predicted model, not a curated record. Gene Ontology annotation, molecular function: phosphatidylinositol N-acetylglucosaminyltransferase activity. Gene Ontology annotation, biological process: GPI anchor biosynthetic process.